Physcomitrium patens is the source of this 2835-nucleotide messenger RNA. RefSeq names its product protein CLT2, chloroplastic. The record is from RefSeq and is a predicted model, not a curated record. Lineage: Eukaryota; Viridiplantae; Streptophyta; Bryopsida; Funariales; Funariaceae.
AAAAAACUGCUGGUUCAAAUCGUUCUCACUUUUAAGGUCUGCCAAAAGCUCGAGAGGAACAGGAAUAGAUUUUGUCGCUUCACAUUCGAUUCGGUGCCAGGAGACUUGUACAGAAAGGGUGGAGAAGGGCUCAAAGGAUAGGAGAUCCUGCUGUGGUGUGCAGGUUGUUGGAAUACUAUUUCGACUGAGUAGAAAGUGUAGGCGUUGAAGAACCAAGCGUGGACAGCAAAGACAUGUGAUGGAUUUUGCAGUGGGCAUGAUGGUUUAUUGGAAUCUGAUGGCUGGUUUUGGAGUAAAAACCAUAUGGUGUUAAUGACCAGCAGUUAGUCUUGGUACAGAUUCUCGGUGGUAAUCAUAGACUUGGCAGUGAAAGCAGAGCUCUUGAAAUCGAAUUAUUGAGACCGGGACGAGAGGGUGUGAUAAAGGAGCUUUUGUUACAAGAUUGGACUUCAUAAUUUUUGUAUGACCGUACAGAAGACUUGAAGUUUCUUCAUUUGAAUAAACGGACGACAACAGCGAUUGGAAAUACAGGAGGAAUGCCGAGGGGAAUUCAAAGAGGAUUUCCAGUCUGAAAUGUGCUUUUGACUGGGGCAUGCUUCUGAGCUGCGAACAGUGGGUUGAGGACAAGAGUGUUUGCUGAACUCAAAUUGUAUGAUUGAGGUCUUGUAUGGGUGCUCAGGUUUCUAUUUUUCUUUUACUGUAAUCGUUGAGGGAGAAACGAUUUGUCAGUAAUUUGUGAUCAUCAUCGUUAUUAUUUUCUCAAAUAUCUAGCUUGGACAGCCAUGGCCUUAUCAAUGCAUUUGAUGAAGUCGCUUAAAUUUAAUGCCUCCGAAUUUGGGGGCUUUGUUCCUGUGCCCAAGAGCUCGUUUGCGCUGGGUGCUCGUCCUCAGGUUAACGUUGAUUCUCCGGCAUCGAUGCUGUCCCUCCGCGUUGUUCCUACAACAUCUUUCUAUCUUUCAAAAGCCAGCAUCAACUCAACUACGUAUCUUUCGCGGCUUGCGUAUCGUCAAUUUGGUGUUGAUUAUGUUUUGGUUGGUUGCCAGUCAUCGAAUGUGAAGAAGAAGAAAUUAGUCUGUGAUGCGGCAUCAUCGAGUGCGUCGUCUUCAUCUGGGGAUCAAGCAUAUUUUAACUCUUUUGCAAUACUAGGCAGAAGUUUCUCGCUGAAAGACGUGCAAUUUGUUUGCGCGGUUGUGGCCACGGUUCUGUUAGCGAGCGCCAAUAAGAUUCUGCAUAAAAUGGCUCUCGUACCUCUAAGUAAAUAUUCUUUGUUUUUGGCACAGUUCAACACAGUUAUAUAUGUUGUUACUUAUUCGACGAUACUCCUAAUGCGUUACCAAUCAGGGAUUGUCACAAAGGAGAUGCUCUCUAUUCCGAAGACAAGAUUUAUAUUGGUUGGUGCCUUGGAGGCCUUAGGGCUCGCCAUGAGUAUGGCUUCUGCUUCAGUUCUUCCCGGCGCCAUUAUACCAGUUCUGACUCAGGUAUUUUUAGUUUGGCAACUUCUCCUUUCGUCGACCAUUCUGAGAAAGCGCUAUACAUUUGGACAAGUUGGAGGCUGCUUGCUGGUCAUUGCUGGUGUUGUGGUUGUGGUUGGAAGUGGAUCGGGAGGGAUUGGUGUGGACACAUUACAGCAGUCUGGCUACUUUUGGCCUUGUAUAAUGAUUUUCUCAACAUUUUUCUUCGCUGCUUCGUCAAUUUUGAAGGAGCUUGUGUUCCGAGAUGGUGCCAAACAAUUAAAAGGAGGAAAUUUGGACCUCUUUGUUGUGAAUACGUUUGGUUCACUUUUUCAGUCACUUUUUGUCUCCAUGAUCCUUCCAGUGGUGUUCAACGUUCGAGGAGUACCUUUUCAUCAGGUUGGACAGAGUCUUAGUGAAGGUUACAUGUGUUUCGUCAACUAUGGUUCCAAAAUCAGUGGCUGUGAAGGUGCUCCUUUAGUGCCUCUGCUGUAUGUUGUAGUAAAUAUGUCUUUCAACAUCUGUUCCCUUAGUUUAUUGAAACAUUAUUCAGCCAUAGUUUCUUCUCUUUGUUCAACACUGUCAAUUCCCCUCGCAAUUUGGGUUUUCACUUUCCCGUGGCCCUACUUGGGAGUUCCACCAUCCUUACCGUCCGGUUUUUUUCUAGGUGCGGGCAUUCUUGUGGUGGGCCUUGCUAUUUACAGCUUAUCAAAACCUGCUUAGGAGAAGGAUCACAGGGAUUGAGUUUAGUGGUUUGUGAUAAUUUCCAGGUACUGUAGAGAUGUUAAUGUUCUGGAUUUUACAGAUUCUCUACUGAACGAGGAAUCCGUUUGAGGAGAUAGUUGUGCGUUGGAUGGUGGUUCGAAUGACGAUUGUCUCGCCAGCUCAGUUCGUGUGCAGGUGUCUGCGCUUUUAGUGCUGCCCGGUAUUCACCUACAGCAUGAGCCAAGCUGCCGACUACAGUUACGGCAACAAAUUAUCUGUAACGUGUUAGUGCAACUAAGAGGGCUACGACAUUGAAAAUAGAUUGUAAUUUGUGCAACUUUAACAGAAAUGCGCUGAGAAUUAGAUAUUAUUGGGAUCCAAUGUGACCAUACCAGCCUGCAACUGCUGCAAUACGUUUUAUCCUUGAAAGUUUAUACUUCAGAAUCCGUUUCGAUUUGCUUCUUUUGAAUUUCAAAUUCCUCAACAAUUUUCAACGCAAGAUGCCUCAAGUUUUUUCUAGGGAUAGCAACAUUUAUGAUACUCCAAUGGUACGAGUAUCAUUUUACAAAUGCCGCAGUUCAUAUUGGUUGAAAUUGUUACCACCAUUAUGCAACAUUGUAUCACCAUUAUAUGGAAUGAAAUUCAUGUCUCUAAUCCUUCAGUUAGGCUUUCUGCAAAA